AUGGACUUUGAGAAUAUUGUGUGUGCAAUUGAGAAAUCUAAGGACUUGACCAUGCUCUCGGUUGAAGAGCUUGAUGGGUCCUUAAAGGCAUACGAACAAUGGAGGAGAGCAAUGUUUGAGCAACUUGAUCAGUUCUCUGGAGCCAUUGGACAAGAACUAUUCUUCUGCUUAUUUCUUUUUCCCAGUUUUGUUGUUCAGUUACAACACAAGACGAGGAAGGCUCUGAAAGUGAAGAACUAUCGAGGGGAUACAGCUCUGCAUGUUGCUGCUUCCAGGGGUUUCACAAAGAUAUGUGAGUUCAUCGUAGGAGAGAAUCGGGAGAGGACUUACUUAGUCAAACUCAAGAACAAAGAAGGAGAGACUCCUCUCUUUCAAGCCGCUCUCAACGGGAAGAAACAGGCCUUUGCUUAUCUUUCUAACCUUUUUGGCCACAGAGCUCCCUUGCCAGAUCUUGUGCGACGCAACGGUGACAGUAUUCUUCACUGUGCUAUCAGGAAUGAAUAUUUCGAUUUGGCAGUCAUAAUAUUGCAUUAUUAUGAUUUCCUUGGCGUACUUAUGAAUAAAGAUGGAGAGCUUCCCCUCAAAGUCCUUGCCACUAAGCCUUCCGCCUUCCACAGUUCAACCUAUCUUUCAUUGUUGAGGCGAGUCCAGUACCUACGUGUACACGUGGAACCCUUUGAGCCUGAAAGGGAAAUGCGAGCGAUUUUAAGAGAGAUGGAACCUCAGAAGCUUCUGAAUGAAAAUUGUCCACGGAACUACGCCGUGUUGACUUCAGCCUUUACUAGUUUAUUCGGUUUCUUCGGUUUAUCCAGAAAACUGCUUUUUAAUAGGGAAAGACGUGACCCAGAAAACAACCCGAUAGACUUAAUACCGAUUAGCCAUAGCUGGGGUGAGGAAAGGCGUUUCCCCCCAAACUAUAAAACUAUUCUUCAGUUUGUCCAAUAUGUAUAUGCUAUUAUUUCAGCAGCUAUUGGAGGGAUAAAUGAACUAAAAGAGAUAAAAAAGAAGCACCAAUUGGGUCCAAGACUCUUGAAGGAACUAUUGAGAAGAACUUAUGAAGCAACCACGGGAAGAGGGGUUGUACCCUCUGAUAUUGCAAUUGAUAUAGAUAUGUAUAAUGUUUAUAGCCAGUGGAUGCAAGGGGAGAAGAAACCAGUCAAUCGAGGUGGUUGGAAAGAAGAGGAAGAAGAGGAAGAAGAGGAAGAAGAGGAAGACAAGCGAUUGGCAAAGAAAAGACAAGACGGAUAA
Messenger RNA from Vigna umbellata (rice bean), 1248 nucleotides. Lineage: Eukaryota; Viridiplantae; Streptophyta; Magnoliopsida; Fabales; Fabaceae. The record is from RefSeq and is a predicted model, not a curated record.